UUUUGCUUCUGAAGCUUGAUUCCAGCAAGAGACUCUUCUCCCCUCUUUUUAUCAUCUUCGCUUGCCUACCGCACGCGGGCCAGGCUACGAAAUUCCCCGACUUGAUUGUUGCUUCAUCCCACUACAGAUCUCAUCCCAAGAAAUCUGCGAGACUCCUCGCUCCCGAAUCCAUCUCUCAAUCCUUCCAUUCCACCUCACUACCAAGUUACCGCUCUAUCCGCGUCUCCGACGACUCGAUUGCGUAGACCCAAGGAACUUGUCCAGCUCGCAAAGUCAAAAUGGAUCUUUCUAAUAUCUUCCGACUUGUCAACAUCGCCGUGGGUGUGAUCAUGGUUCUGGGCGGUAUCUCCCAGUUCUUCCCUCCGUCCAUGAGCUCCAUCAUUGUUGGUGGAUACGUGAUCAUUUUCGGUCUUCUUGUCGCUGGGCUGGAAUUCCUGCCCAACGUUCCGGACUAUGUCUACCGCUACGCUUCUUUCCUCUUCUCUUUCCUUGGCCGCGGUAUUUUCUACAUCUUCGUUGGUUCAAUCCUGCUGCACGACCACGUGUUGCGGUACAUCGCUGGUUCUAUCAUCGGAUUCAUCGGCGUGGGCUACUUGGCCCUGGAGUUCAUUCCCUCGAUCGAACCCCCGUCGAACAUGCGCGAGAGCGACCAGGGCUGGGGUGCUGAGCAGGUUUAAACGCGCCGGAUUGAUAUUUUUCGGGUGACGGGGAUUUUUCAUAGCGAACGAAUUCAGGAUGGCCUACACCGAUUAUUCCUCGUUGUGUAGCCCUACCGAUACCC
Aspergillus alliaceus is the source of this 781-nucleotide messenger RNA. Its product is annotated as TVP15 family protein. The transcript has 5 exons. NCBI's taxonomy places the organism in Eukaryota, Fungi, Ascomycota, Eurotiomycetes, Eurotiales, Aspergillaceae. The record is from RefSeq and is a predicted model, not a curated record. Gene Ontology annotation, cellular component: Golgi membrane. Gene Ontology annotation, biological process: vesicle-mediated transport. The coding region runs from base 279 to 677 and encodes 132 amino acids.